UUUUCGUUUACAAGAUUAUUUGUCACGUGGUAGGUUUUUGAUUUGAUUUUUUUAUUGGCCCAGUUUCAGAUUGGAAUAUAGAUGGUGUAGUUUCGAAGGAAGAGUUUGAUGAGCCGCCUGUGAUGGCGCCUGUUGUACCGAUGGUUCCAAUGAUGUUCCCUAUGGUAAUGGCACCUGUGGAACCAACGCCGAACAUCCAAGAGGACUGGGCCCAAGAAGGGUAUUGUCUGUAUUUGUGUAAGGACAACUUUGAAGCUUUCAACGACAAGCAAGGGCAAUAUUUGAAAGACUUUAUAGUGAAAAGUAUAAUAGAGGCUUCAGAAACGAGUAAUGACAGUUGGACGCCAGAUUUAACGUUGAGGGGUGUGCAGAAAGAUACGCGAUAUGUGGUGUGGACCAGUGAUGAAUUGUCUAGGAAUUGGUUGUUAAAGCUGGAUUUUUCGAAAUUCAGCUAUUUUAAUGUAAUCAUUUAUACAUCAGAGGAUUAUGUAGACGAGCGUGCCGCCAUUUGGCUUCCGGGACAUACGAAAACAAGAGGUAUGCCACCAUUGAAGAAACUUGUAAUGCAGAAUAGACAUUUAAGCAAUGUUAAUAUCCAAACGUGGAAAUUAGUUCGGGAGAUCGUCAUCGAGAAGGGAACGAGGUUGUACGUUGAUAUGCCUCCGUCUUCGGCGCGGGCUUUGGAAAAGCAUAAAAUGACUUUAAGCUACGAACUUCAGAAAGUUCAAGUGUUCCUGAGAGCGGUAGCAAUCGACACGGAUGCAUUUGAUGCCGGCCUCGAAGAGAUUUCAUCAGCAGUUUCUACAAAUCUAUAUCAAAAGAAUGCCCCGAUGCCAGCUAUCGACUCUGAAGCUCCUCACGUAAUUAAACUGUGUCUAGACAAUACUCCAGUUAGCGUGUCCACCGCUCGCAAGAUAAAAGAAGAAUUGAUAUCGCAAAUGUAUAAAUAUAUCAAAGACGGCGGUAAAAGUAGAAUGGAUUUUCUCAAAUACGGAUACUGUAAGCCAGGUUACUUUUGCGUUAUUCCUGAAAAUACUGAAACAGCAAAAUGGGUGAAGACUCAACGUAUGCGUAGAUUCAAUAACCACAUGAUUACGGUUUGCGAAGCGGAAAAGGUAAGCGUUAAAUAUAUUACGAUGACGUGUCUGUUGCCGUAUGACCAGACCUUGACUCCGAAAAAGGUAGUUGAAAAUUUCAAGAUGUCCAAUCGUGGUGUGAAAGGACUCAAGUUCAAUUUGUGGAAGAAUGGACGAGUUUUCACAACGAAAAAUAAUACAAAAACUCUUUAUCGCGCUGACGUGGAUCUUGAGUCUGUGGAUACACUUAUGAAAUUAAACUUUUCUCUCGAUUACUCAAAAGACAAUCGCAAAAGUGAAACUGUUAUAAUGAAAUAUCAUUAUAAAGUUCCUAACCUUAAAGAUAUGAUUAAAAGAUUUAAAGAAGAAACGACAGAUACCCUCCGCGUUACCAAUAUGGAGAUAUCGUCUGAAGAUGAAGAUAUAAUUUGUCUAGAGUAACAACAUGUUUAUCUUUUGUUAGAACUUAAAAAUUACGUUAAAUAAUUGUAAGCCAAGUAAAUUAAAGUUAUUACUUAAAGCAA
Papilio polytes (common Mormon) is the source of this 1600-nucleotide messenger RNA. RefSeq lists its product as uncharacterized. The coding region runs from base 123 to 1517 and encodes 464 amino acids. The transcript has a single exon. The record is from RefSeq and is a predicted model, not a curated record. Lineage: Eukaryota; Metazoa; Arthropoda; Insecta; Lepidoptera; Papilionidae.